Messenger RNA from Spodoptera frugiperda (fall armyworm), 1370 nucleotides. RefSeq names its product protein CREG1 (gene CREG). The transcript is spliced from 6 exons. Bases 200 to 976 code for a protein of 258 amino acids. The record is from RefSeq and is a predicted model, not a curated record. NCBI's taxonomy places the organism in Eukaryota, Metazoa, Arthropoda, Insecta, Lepidoptera, Noctuidae.
GUCGUCGGAAUGACUUUCUUCAGUCUCUGUUUCGUUUGAAUAUCUUUAAAAGGCAUUAAACUUUUCAAUAUUGGUUUAGAUUAAAGGUACGCUAAUUUUAAUGUUUUUAGUACAGUAGCACUGACGAUAGAUAGCGUUUGUUCGGAUAGCUUAUCAUUUUGUUAAGUAACUAAAGUUGUAAGUGGUUAUAUUAUUGUGUAUGUUUUCUUGCGCACUCAUUCAGUCGCGAGCCGGCGACGAAAACGAACGUGUCGACUUAUAUGACUGCAAAAUGAAGUGGGCGUUUGUUUUGGUAGCGUGUUUGUGUUUUUUAAAUUCCCUCGUGGAGUGUAAAUGGAAACAUGAGCGACGAGAAAAUCAUUGGCGGGAAAAUGCUAACGAGAUGACGACAUCCAGCUACAGAGAGGACCCUCCUGAUCACACCAAGUUGAUUCCUAUGGCUCGAUACGUCUUGCACAAUGCAGACUGGGCCUCUCUAGCUACGAUAUCAAUCCUGCCGGCUAUCGAAGGAUUUCCUUUCUCCAACGUCAAGUCCAUAGUAGACGGGUCUCUCGCUAAUUCUACAGGAGUGCCAUACUUCUACAUGUCACCGUUGGACUUCAGUGCUCGCGAUUUGUCGAAAAACAGCCGUGCUACCGUUCUCGUGUCCCUGGAAGAGACGAGGUACUGCGAGAAUAAGAAAAUUGACCCUGAAGACCCAAGGUGCACCAGGUUGAUGCUCUCAGGAAAGAUGAAGAAGAUUAAGGAGCGCACUCCAGAGUACGAGUUUGCAAAGGCGGCGUUGUUUGAAAGACAUCCGGCUAUGGCUGACUUCCCUCCGGAUCACAACUGGUUUGUAGCUAAGUUGAAGAUCGCUCAGAUCGCAAUGGUUGAUUGGUUCGGCGGCGCCAAGUACAUCCCAGUCCGCGACUACCUAGCAUACAACUACACUGGCACAGAAAUGCUACAGUUCCGCAACAAAGGUUUACAGAAGUAAAUAAUUAGGCUAAUCACACUUUAGACAUGACUUUGAGUCUUAUCUCCAUCAAAAUAAGAUUCAUAGUUGAAUGCAAACCUGUUAAAUUAGACCAUACAAGUAUUGUUUCCCUAAAACGUGUUAAAACUGCGGUCGGCCUUAGCAGUCCUUUAUUUUCCUUAAGAGUUGCCGUAUACUUAGUGUGAUGGAAUUACCAACUUUAGAAGGAGUCCGUUACCAAAUAGAAUCCUCGCUUUGUUAAAAGUAUGUAUGUAUAAGUAAUAAUAAAAUAGUAAUGUAAACCUGUGAUAUAAGUGAACAAAACAAUACUAUUUUUAUACUAACUUACACUUAGCAUUUCAUACAAAAUGUUUGUUUUAAUAAAUAUAAAAAAAAACAUUACUUUUACAAUAAA